This is a messenger RNA of Cricetulus griseus (Chinese hamster), 3792 nucleotides long. NCBI's taxonomy places the organism in Eukaryota, Metazoa, Chordata, Mammalia, Rodentia, Cricetidae. The record is from RefSeq and is a predicted model, not a curated record.
GCCACAUGUAGGGAGGAACCAUCUGGGCCAGCGGGAGCGGGGGAGGAUAGGUUGAGUGAGCAAGAGCAGGGUUAGGACCAGGACCAGGACCACAGGGGCUUGGAAGCCUGGCAACUGGCUGGCCACAUGCAUGGUGAGGCCGGGAGGCGCUCUGCAAGCGUAGCCCGGAGGCUGCAGUGGGGCCUGGCAGCUUGCACAGGAUUGCACCCCUCCUCUUUUAGUGGACUUUGCAGCAGCCUGGAGAAUCCCCGCCAAACCCCGUUCUCACCCAACUCCCCCUACUAGCCUUUGUCACUGGAGUUAUGAUCUGGGGACUGGAAGCGGAAAUCUAGGGACCUGGGUAUUGCCAGACGAGAACUCGGAACGCAGGGACCGGACGGCUCCAGGCAGAGAUCUUGCCCUUCGCCAUCUCAGCUACUCCAGGCCUCUUGGGAUUGCGCUCCUUGGGCCCUGGGCCCCAUGGCGGAUAAGAAACUGGUGGUGGUUUUUGGAGCCACAGGUGCCCAAGGUGGCUCAGUGGCACGCACAUUGCUGGAAGAUGGGACAUUCAGGGUACGAGUGGUAACAAGGAACCCAGAGCAGAGAGCAGCCCAAGAGCUGAAGCUGCAAGGUGCUGAAGUAGUACAAGGAGACCAGAAUGACGAUGCUAGCAUGGAGCUGGCACUAACAGGAGCCCAUGCCACCUUCAUUGUGACCAAUUACUGGGAGCAUUGCAGCCAGGACCGAGAAGUUAAGCAGGGCAAGCUUCUAGCAGAUUUAGCCAAACGCUUGGGCCUCCAUUAUGUCGUCUACAGUGGCCUGGAGAACAUCAGGAAGCUGACGGCAGGAAGGCUGGCAGCAGGCCACUUUGAUGGCAAAGGGGAGGUGGAGGAAUAUUUCCGAGACAUCGGUGUUCCCAUGACCAGUGUGCGGCUGCCUUGCUAUUUUGAGAACCUCCUUUCCUAUUUCCUGCCCCAGAAAGCUGCAGAUGGAAAGAGCUACUUGCUGGACUUGCCCAUGGGUGAUGUCCCCAUGGAUGGAAUGGCAGUGAGUGACCUGGGCCCCGUGGUGCUCAGCUUGCUGAAGAAGCCAGAGGAGUAUGUAGGGCAGAACAUCGGGCUCAGCACCUGCAAGCACACAGCAGAGGAGUAUGCUGCACUGCUCACCAGGCACAUUGGCAAGACUGUACAUCACGCAAAGACAACUCCUGAGGACUACGAGAGGCUUGGCUUCCUGGGGGCCCGAGACUUGGCCAACAUGUUCCGUUUCUAUGCCCUGAAACCUGACCGGAACAUUGAUCUAACCCUGCAACUCAACCCCAAGGCCCAGACAUUGGACCAGUGGUUGGAGCAGCACAAAGGGGACUUUGCACAGCUGUGACCUUGAACCCUCAUCUGGGGAAUGAGAUGUACAAUCAUCUUUUCUUUUGUGAUUUUGGGUUUUUCCCCAAAUAAACCAUGUUCACACAGACGGUUUCCCACAAGAAAAGGCCUCUGUUUGUGGGAAGUUAGUUGGAGUGGCAGCUGCAUGAAAAUGCCCUGAUGGCAUGGGAACACUAGUAGGAGGCACCAAGUAGGCACAAGGGCUUGUUUGGUAUCUUUAAAGUAACGAAGUUACUCCACCUUUAACCCUGAGCAGUGUGGGCACAUGAUCCACAGGGAAUCUCAGUGGAACCUCAGCCAGCCACCAGCAGCAAUGUUUUGACAUCCCGGCAGGCAGGGCUGGAGGCCCUGAGACCACCUGUGCAUUUGUUCUGAAUGAGGACAGACAACUAAUAGAGAAGUCCUGGACCUUUGUCCUUUUCUCUCUCUUCACCAGAGCUCUGGACAGAUGUAGCCAAGCUAGAAAUAACCUUGGAGCUAGGGAGCUGGCCCAGUGAAGUGCUUGCUGCGCAAGCAUGAGGUCCUGAGUUUGAUUCCUGGCAGCCACUUAUAGAAACAGGCAGGUGUGGAUCUAUAAUAGAAGGAAGUCUCUGGAGCUCACUAGUCUUGACUUGAACCAGUGAGGGCCAGACCUACCUCACAAAGUCAGGUGGGGAGUGAUGAGAGGAGGGCAUCCAACAUCAGUUUCUGGCCUUCAUGUUUACAUAGGCGUGUUCACCUGUACAGGUGUGUAACAUGUACACAUGCAUACAAACACACCCAUACAGAAAGAACCAGCGUGGCAGAGCUGUGGACCACUGUGGAGAUGAGGCAAUGUUGCCUGUGGCUAAGACCAACAUGAUAGGUCUGCUUACCUCUGAGCCCUUCAGAGGAAGCCAUGGUAAGUCUGAGAAUUCACAGCUGGGUAUGGUUAGUCUAACAACUGACACAUCAUCUUUUUAUUGUCCUUCCCUGACAUCAGACUCUUCUAUCAGGGAAAGGAGCAGUGAUCCCAUCAAAUGCAUUUCUCCCAGACUCUUGACUGAAGCAUGUCUUUGGCAAUUUACUGUGUCACACCUUAAAAUAUGGGGUAAGCAGAUGAGUUAUACUGUCUGUCUGCCUUGAGGAAACUUUUUUUUUUUUUGAGACAGGGUUUCUGUGUAGCCCUGGCUGUCCUGGAACUUGCUCUUUAGACCAGGCUGGCCUCAAGCUCAGAGAUCUACCUGUUUCUGCCUCUCCAGUACUGGGACUAAAAGUAUACACCACUACCACCUCUUGUGCAAAAUAGUGCUUAGCACUUUGCUAUCCUAUAUUUUAUCUGCCACACCAAGCCAAAAUCCUGCUAAUCUCCACGUGCCUUCCAGUGGGAACACCCUAAAUUUCAAAUGAAGCUGAAUGGAAAGCCACACACUGCUCUUCAGGUUGUUCUGUGUGUCAGAAAUUACCUGCACUGCACACAAAACACCUUGUGUUACAAGCCAUUUCACCAAAAUAAGACAGUAAUGUUCACCUCUUCAUUUUCCCAUCUCCUGCUAUAGCUAAAUGUCGAGACAUAGACUCUUCUUCCACUCUGAGUACCUGGCACUAAGUUACUCUCUGCAGACAUCUGCAAACCUUGGGCUGUAUUCUUGUGGUGGCCACAAGCAGUGCAGGAAACCCCCUGCAAUCCCAGGAAGUAAGGUGUCAAGGACCCAACAGAGGGGACAACCAGUCCUCCUCUACAGUCUAAUGCAGCCUGCUGGACUUAAACCAUGUUGCUAAGAUUGGCCUUGAAUUUCUGCUUCCAUCUCCCAUGGUGCUCCAAUUCCAGCUCAGAGGCCACAAAGAAGUCUAGAAACAAAUGCCUCAGGAGCUAUGUGUAGAAAUAAGCCCACUUACACCUGGAGCUGAGACUUCACUCUAAUGCUGCCUAGCUACCUUUUAUCCACGUAAGGGUCUCCAGCAAAUCAACAAUGAUGCCCUAGCCAAAGAAUCACCUUCCUCUUCCAAGUCUCUUCCUAGCCCCUGAGACCUGACUGAUUUCUUCAGAAAGAAACCUGCACCUUCCUGAGAAGACUGUCUAGCCCCAUUAUUGUUGCAUCCCACCCGGUGUCUAGUGUGGUACCACACCUAUGCUGCAUGCCCACAGCAGGCAGCCAAUAAACAUUUUACUGCAAAAAAUACUGGUAGGUAUUCAAGUUAACAGAAUGUUACUCUUGAGUCUUUUCCACUCACCAGCUCUCCCCCAAACUCUUCCCCCCCCAGCCCAGUAAAUCCUUCCAUAUCUUUCUCUGCUCAUCUCAAAAGCUGUUAAGGCUUUGCUGGAACCCUGGACUAGUUAAAAUACAAUAAACAAAACAUACAUGUUUUGAGACAGAGUUUUGGUUAGAAUUUGCCAAGAAGACCUGGCUACCCCUGCCUCCAACUUCUGGGAUUGAAGGCAUACACCACCAUACCCAGACAGCAAUAAGCA